GAAUCAAAUCCGCUCAUCUCAUUUUCCCUUAACGAGUUCAUUAGGUUUGCGUCGCUCGUUCCAGGCCCCGCGACGGCGGACCCGAUUCGUACCCUCUCCGAUCCCAACGGUUUGCCUACCGAUAGGUCCGAUACCGACUGACGAACAAGGAAGGGCUCGCUGUUUCUUUGCGUUCCGCUCUCCGUCUAGGGAUCCUUUGUGCCACCGCCCGAUUGCCCAAAUCCUCCAUCCGAUGGCCGCCGCGGCCGAUUUGGCCAGAGGAGCGCUCUGGGUGCUGCUGUUGCUCCUCCUUGUCGUCGCCCUCGCGCCCUCGCCUGCGCUGGCGCGGCCCGACAAGGAGACGAGGGAGAAGUUCUACGGUGACCUUGUGAGGAGCAAGGUUCGGAAUAACACAGGCGAUGGGAGCAUCGCGGAUAUGUUCGAUCGCGUCCUCGAGAAGGAGUUCUCUGAAAACGACACACCUGAAGGUCAUGAUCAAAGUAACUUCAACAACUCUGUGGCAGAUCAUCAAGCUGUUUUGGAGACUGUUGCUAUAAUUACUCAUGACAAGUCAAAGAAGAAUGAUAGUCAUGAACAAAAUUCAACAACUAAAUUCCAAAUUGGGGAUGUUUUUAAUCUGGAAAAUGAAGGUUCUGAUGACAUGACAACUCUGAUAGAUAGCAAGGAUAAUGUGUUUGUAAUGUCUAAUCGUAAAACAAAAUAUCCAGUACUUCAAGUAGAUUUAAGAUUAAUUUCAGAUCUAGUGGUUGUGAUAGUUUCAGCCACCAUUGGUGGCAUUAUGUUUUCCUUCCUAGGACAACCAGUCAUUGUUGGCUAUCUUCUUGCUGGAUCUCUCAUUGGGCCAGGUGGUCUGAGAUUUAUUAGUGAAAUUGUUCAGGUUGAGACUUUUGCUCAGUUUGGCGUAGUCUUUCUCCUUUUCGCACUGGGUCUCGAGUUUUCCUCUGCAAAGCUUAAGGCAGUUGGUCCUGUUGCUAUUCUAGGAGGUCUACUUCAAAUAAUUAUUUUCAUGUUCUUAUGUGGCCUAACUGCGAUGCUCUGUGGUGGAAAAUCAUCCGAGGGCAUAUUUGUUGGUUCAUUCUUAUCAAUGUCAUCCACAGCUGUGGUAUCAAAAUUUUUGGUGGAAAAAAAUAUCACAAGUUCCCUUCAUGGACAAGUAACAAUUGGGACCCUCAUUCUUCAGGAUUGUGCAGUUGGCCUUUUAUUUGCUCUACUACCUGUUUUGGGUGGAAAUAGUGGCCUUUUCCAUGGAAUUAUGUCAAUGACAAAGUCGUUAACGGUAUUGUCACUGUUCAUUAUUGUUGCUUCUCUAUUAUCGUGGUCAUUUGUUCCUCGCUUCCUGAAGCUUAUGAUUCAGUUGUCAUCUCAAACUAAUGAGCUCUACCAGUUGGCCUCUGUAGCUUUCUGCUUAUUGUUGGCUUGGGUUAGUGAUUAUUUAGGUCUAAGUCUUGAGUUAGGGUCAUUUGUUGCUGGUGUUAUGAUAUCUACGACGGACUAUGCUCAUCAUACCCUAGAACAGGUGGAACCAAUCCGGAAUCUAUUUGCUGCACUUUUCCUUGCUUGCAUUGGCAUGCUCAUACAUGUCCAGUUCCUCUGGCACCAUGUUGAUAUAUUGUUAGCAUCAGUUAUUCUGGUUGUGAUAGUUAAGACAAUUGUGGCAACUGUUGUAGUGAAAGCCUUUGGAUACGGCAUCAGGACAGCAUUUCUUGUGAGUUUGUCAUUAGCUCAAAUUGGGGAAUUCGCAUUUGUUCUGUUAAGUCGAGCUUCAAAUCUUCAUCUAAUUGAGGGGAAAAUGUACCUAUUACUUUUAGGAACAACAGCACUUAGCUUGGUAACAACUCCCCUUAUGUUCAAGCUAAUUCCUGUUAUAAUCCACCUUGGCAAUCUCAUGCGAUGGUUUCCAUCGGAGGCUAGUAUCCAGAAUGAGGAUAAAACUAUCAUACAUGAAGCUUAUGACAGGUCGUUGUAGCAUCCAAAUUCUUAGAUCCCUCUGCUCAGCUGCGCAGCUGCUGUCGUUGGUUUAGUGGUGAAAUUGGCAGUGCCAACUAAUGCAGCAGAAUACCUAAACAAAUCUGGGCGGUAUACUUUGUUACUUAGAAUCCCUAUACAAAUCUGGGCGGUACACUUUAUAACUUAGAGUUAGGCUUCACAUAUUCUUGUGUGUAUGUAUAUAUACAUCUUAGUGAAUGAUGAAGAUGAGCCUGGUGAAAUGGUCGUAUUUAGCUAGAAAGGAUUUUUUUUUUUUUGAAAAUUCCCUUCAUUUUGGGGCAGUCUUUAUGAUCAUGGCUGAUGUGACAUUGUUAUCUCACCUGUUCUUUUAUGUUCGUUCUUUUUGUUGCUAUUA
Molecule: messenger RNA, 2341 nt
Organism: Zingiber officinale
Lineage: Eukaryota; Viridiplantae; Streptophyta; Magnoliopsida; Zingiberales; Zingiberaceae
Product: K(+) efflux antiporter 5-like
Exons: 20
Coding region: 233-1966 (577 amino acids)
Biological process (GO): potassium ion transmembrane transport; proton transmembrane transport
Cellular component (GO): membrane
Molecular function (GO): potassium:proton antiporter activity
Source: RefSeq, a predicted model, not a curated record